AUGCAAGAAGAUCCAAAUCAAGUUUCAACGGCUCAUUGUCGGGGGAAGCUCCGUUGGCUCUUGAAUAGACUCGCCCCGUGGCCAAGACUCGCGCGCGACCUGUUCGUUCUAUCGGUCAAAGUCACCUUCGCGAUACUCUUUGCAUCCGCCAGACUCGUCGUCCCACCGACCAAGAAGAGCUUGCUCGGCGAGACCGUUUUGGUGACGGGCGCGGGCCACGGGAUCGGGCGCGAGUUGGCACUGCAGCUGGCCGAGAAGGGUUGCAUAGUCGUCUGUUGGGACACGGACAUCCAAGCAAAUCUCGCCACGAUCGGCGUCAUAUCAAAAGACGGCGGAGAGGCCCACGGCUUCGUGGUGGACGUGUCGCAGCGGCUGGAGGUCCGCGAAGCCGUGCGACUGAUGAGGAAGGCCAACAUACCCGAAGUUACCAUUUUAAUCAACAACGCGGCCGUUUUGAUGAACUUGCCUUUUUUAGAACACAAGUCCGAGGACAUACAGCGGAUGUUCGACGUGAACGUGUUGUCGCAAUUUUGGACGAUACAAGCUUUCUUGCCGUCCAUGUUGCACAAAAAAAAGGGCCACAUCGUCUCCAUGUGCGACAUGUGCGGAUAUUACGGGGUACCCAACAAGGUGCCCUACUGUUCGUCGAAGCACGCUGUCAGAGGUUUGAUGGAUGGACUCGUCGAGGAGCUCAGGUUAGCCGUGAAAGAUGCGAAAAUCCAUUUCACCACAGUCUACCCCUUUUACGUGGACACGGGACUCGCUCCGGAUCCAAAUUACAGAUUUCCUUACACAUUCGGUGCCGUGCACCCGAAGUACGCAGCCAAGGAGGUCAUACGUGCGGUGCAGAGGAACUACGAGGAAUGCACGAUUCCGCGUUACCUCCUCUACUUGAAUACGAUCAAUAGAGUCUUGCCCAAACGAGCUGUGAGGCUGAUUAUUGAUUUCUUGAGCAACGCGGAUAGAUGA
This is a messenger RNA of Copidosoma floridanum, 969 nucleotides long. It is a transcript of the gene firl, whose product is annotated as firelighter. Lineage: Eukaryota; Metazoa; Arthropoda; Insecta; Hymenoptera; Encyrtidae. Gene Ontology annotation, molecular function: oxidoreductase activity, acting on the CH-OH group of donors, NAD or NADP as acceptor. Gene Ontology annotation, cellular component: lipid droplet. The record is from RefSeq and is a predicted model, not a curated record.